Molecule: messenger RNA, 1026 nt
Organism: Choloepus didactylus (southern two-toed sloth)
Lineage: Eukaryota; Metazoa; Chordata; Mammalia; Pilosa; Megalonychidae
Product: olfactory receptor 1F12-like
Exons: 1
Coding region: 1-903 (300 amino acids)
Biological process (GO): G protein-coupled receptor signaling pathway
Cellular component (GO): membrane
Molecular function (GO): G protein-coupled receptor activity; olfactory receptor activity
Source: RefSeq, a predicted model, not a curated record
AUGGAAAUUGGAAACCACACAAGUGCCCCUGAGUUCAUCCUUCUAGGGUUCUUCAGUCAGUCAGAGAAGCAGGAGCUGAUCUUCGGGCUCUUUCUUGUCAUGUACCUGGUCGGCACAGCAGGGAACUUGCGCAUCAUCUUUGCCAUUGGCUCGGACUCCCAUCUCCACACGCCCAUGUACUUCUUCCUCAGCAACCUCUCCCUGGUGGAUUUCUGCUUCAUCUCCGCCACAGUCCCCAAGAUGCUUGUGAAUAUCCAGAUGCAGACCCAGUCCAUCUCCUAUGGUGGCUGCCUCACCCAGAUCUACUUCUGCGUUUUGCUUGCCAACCUGGACAACUUCCUCCUGACAGCAAUGGCUUAUGACUGUUAUGUGGCCAUCUGCCACCCCCUGCCCUACUCCACCAUGAUGAGCCUACAAAUCUGUGCCCUGACGCUGGGCAGCUCCUGGCUCAUCGCCAACUUCCACUCCCUGCUGCACACUCUCCUUGUGGCCCGGCUGGAGUUCUGUGCCAGCAACGUCAUCCCUUACUUCUUUUGUGACCUCGUCCCUCUGCUCCAGCUGUCCUGUUCCAGCACCCAGCUCAACCAGCUCACAAUUCUGCUGGUGGGGGGCUUGAUCGUCCUCAUUCCCUUCCUUGGCAUUCUCGUCUCCUACAUCUACAUUGUGUCCACUGUGCUCAAGGUCCCAUCUGCCCGGGACAAGCAAAAGGCCUUUUCCACCUGCAGCUCCCACCUCACUGUAGUCAUUCUCUUCUACGGGACCAUCACAGGGGUCUACCUGAGCCCCUCAUCCUCCCACUCCGUUGAGAAGGGCUCACUGGCUUCGGUGAUGCACAUGGUAGUGACCCCCAUGCUGAAUCCGUUCAUCUACUGCCUGCGGAACAAGGACAUGAGGGAGCUCUAAGGAAACUGUUCAGCAUGAAGGUUUUAUCUUGUGGGUUGUGAGGCAGCACGGUUGCCCCUCAGGGCCUUUGUGCUGAGAGAGGAUGAACCUCAGAGAUAGGCUCCACACACAGAGGGUGAGAAG